AUGGAAACAAUUCUGAAUAAUAUUGAAUGUAGAACUGUGAAAACACCAAUGCAGUACAAUAGUAACAAGAUACUGAAAGAGAUAGACCAACAUAAAUACAUCCAGUUCUGCAAGAAUGAAUAUUGUAAAUUGUCAUCUUUCAUUGAAGAUUUAAAGAUUAACCCGGCAGAUCCUGUGUCAGCAAAAAAUCUCUCUGAAUUUUACAGCAAAGUACAUAAUUACCAAAUCAGUGCUGAAUUCAGAAUGAACUGUUUAAUGCUUUUUGAAAACACAAGCAUUGGUGAAGAUCAUCUGCAUAUCUGUUUCAAUAUUUCAAAUGAAAUAAGAAAGUAUUUGUUGAAGAAGAAGGCUGAACUAUUUACUGUCAUUCAGAGAACUAUAUCAAGGAGAGCAGUGUCAAAUGCAUCACAUGCACGUGUACGCUAUGUAGGUGGUUACUAUAUUGCAAAAAUAAGACAUAAAUAUAUACAGAAGAAAAGAAGCCAUAUGUAUAAGACAGAUGCAUCUGGUCAAGCAUUGUUUGAAGAAUCUGUGCUAGCUGUCAGUAUUCUAGAUGGGUUAAAGCUAGAUGAACAUCAUGUUAUAUCCACCACCAAUGAGCCAGAAUCUUUACUAGAUGUUAGUAGAAGACAAAAAGGUAAUAGAUCACUUAUCAACAUUUCGGAUGAACUCUUCCACUUUUUCAAAAAGCUAACAGAAAUAUGUUUGUCUCUAUUAAUUGAUGAAAAUUUUAAUAAGUAUGGUGGCAAUUUGUUUGAACAUAUCAGAACUGAAAUAAUGGAAAAAAGUGAUUUAUAUAAUCAGUUUUGUGAGGUUGUAGACAUCAGUAUAAAUAGAAAUGAAGAGUUUGAUUCAGAGACAGUUAAUAAAGAGCUCAGAAACAAACAAAUAAGUAAUGUGUAUAAGAAAAUUAUAAAAUUGUUCUUAAUGGUAAUGGUCAAUCAAUUCAGGAAGGAUAUCUUGGAAAGUUUCAAUAUCCAAAAAAAGAUGGCUCACAGGAAGCAAAUCAGAGUGUCACAGACAGAUAAAACAAAAUCUGACAAAGGUAAGGAGAGUAAAAAAAAAGUGCUUUAAUUGAAAAUGUAAGUGAGGAUCUUGAACAAGCUGGGCAUGUUUAUAAAAGUAAA
This is a messenger RNA of Ruditapes philippinarum (Manila clam), 1127 nucleotides long. RefSeq lists its product as uncharacterized. The transcript has a single exon. Lineage: Eukaryota; Metazoa; Mollusca; Bivalvia; Venerida; Veneridae. The coding region runs from base 1 to 1074 and encodes 357 amino acids. The record is from RefSeq and is a predicted model, not a curated record.